AUGGCCCAAGCACAUCAAAGGACAAUUCUUUCAUGUCGAAAGGGUGCAGGUGAAGCUGUGCUAAGCUUAUGGUAUCCUGGUAGUUGUGGUUCCCCAGUUCAGAUUGUGGACAGUCAGCUCCUAGGUGGCGACAGUGUAGUCAAGUGUAGAACCACGUCCAACGGGAAAUAUACUUUUGUUUUGGACAUGAGAAAUAUUCUCAAUCUGUGGGAUGUUGUGACACUGACUAUGGUGAUGAGUUGGCCGCAGCUCAAGAUAAAGGAUUUCUGUUUGAUUGAGACAGCAGAAGGGGAGAAGUCAUCAGGACUCUCUGCUUUGAAGAUGGCAGCUUUAACAGUUCCAAAUGAUGGGAAAUGUAUCUUACAAGUACUGUCUCUACCAGCCAUGAAGGCUACAUAUGAACUGCAGCUGUCUGCCGAGUCCAGCCUGGCUGAAAUACCAGCCACACAGGAAUCUAUAUUUGUUGUGGAAGGAAUAUCUGAAGAAAAUGGAAAUGGUUUGGUUACUCAACUGAGAAUACGAUCAUUGUCAGAGGCCCAACCUGAAACCAGGUUUUAUAGAAUUCUGCAUAAAAAUCAGUUUGAGGAAGCAGAGCAGUUUGCCAAAAUGUUUGGUAUGGAUGUGGAGCUUGUGUAUAAAGUGAAGUCCAGUCACAUUCUGGACAGACUUUCCCCCUGGAAUAUUGAUAAGAUACAGGAUGAGGCUGAAGUUGGUGAAAUAUUCUCCCAACUAAUGCAGUGUUUAGAGUUGAUCAAGGAUGAUGCUCACAUAGUAGAGUGCUGUGUCAAUGCAGCCAUGCCCACAUUUGAAGCCACUCUUGAAAUGCUAUCAUAUGCCAGAACUCGGCUGAAACAGAGCCUGUCAGAUAUGAAUGGUUAUAUUAAAGAAGAUGAAAACCUCUCAAAGCCUGUUUUGAUGACAAAGGUCCUAGAUACCUUACACAGACUGGAUACCUAUCAGGUGGCAUUUGGAAUACACAGCUACAGGGGGUCUCACUGGGAGGAGUUUAAGAAAACCCAGCCCCUGCGUGAGAUACUGAAGUGGCUGCAAAGAGGAAAUGUGUCGUGUGCAUUCACUAUUUGGAACAGACACUGUUGUGAAUUUGAAGAGAAUUUCUCCAAGGCUGUGCUAGCUGACAUCUUGGGUGCCAUACCAGAAGAUGUGCCUUCUGAUGACAUCAAGCCAUGGCUGAAGCAAGAUUUCUUUCCCUUUGUCAUCAGAAUACUUCCAGAAGAACUGGGUUACAUAGCUGGUUGGCUGGAACAAAGGGCAAGAAAUCUGGAACUUCUUGAAAAAAUGUCAUGGCCAGCUAAUGCUCUUGAGAUGGCUGAGCUGUUACAUAGUGCAUGUUCUGGGUCACCAAGUUGCAUGGGAGACAGGGGACAGGCAACCCCAGGCCAGUUUGCAACACAGGUGUGCAACUUGUCUUUAAGUUAUUCUCGAAGAAACCCUGAAAAGCAUAGUGAACAAUUCGGUGCAUCAUUUGAGAAGCUGUACAGCCUGAUUUGUAACUUACGGGACCUUUUGAGCUUACACACGAAGUACAACUGUAAGCUUUCUUUGGCUCAGUAUAUGCAGGAAACCACCGAAUCCCUGACCUACCGUAUGCUGGAUCGUGUUGUGGCUAUCGAGUUGAUCCCAGACACCAUCAGAAAGGUUAUCAGACCAUACAUGAAUGAACACAACCUUAAAGAAGAUCAGAUGCUGUUUCAGUACAUUGAGGACCUCUUAACAAGGACAGGACAGUUCAGGUCAGACUAUGGGGAGGCCCCUUGGGAGGCUAAAGCCAUAGCUGUCAUAGGCUGCAUUAAAGACCCUGGUUAUAAAUGCCAGGGUAUUCUGAAGGUAAUGCUCCAGGCCUACAUCCCCUGGACCCCAGCCACUGAGGCACUGGUGCAAGAAGGUCUGGCAUUGGACCACCCCAGAGUGGCAGAAUUGAAAGAAUUAUGUGGUUUGAUUGAGUUGAAAGGAAUGUUGGCCAGAUAUCAACUCCGACAUUUUAAUACAAUUGAUUCUUCCAAGGCAGAGAUACUGAUGAAAUACAUCCUGUCCUUGGAUAAACCCACUGCUAUGGAAGAUGCCCUGAAGGUGGUGAAGACCUAUGACAGCGUGACAGAGCAGCAGGCCUAUGCCUGCAGGAUAAGGUUCCUGAUCUCUGGAAACAGGAUAGAUGAAUGUGUAGAGCUGCUGAAAUCUUUGCCCACAGCCAUUGCAGUUCCUCUGUGUAAGAUCACCAUCACAGGAGUACAAGUACUGCUGGGGCAGGACUGGCAUAUUAACCCACAGGCAGUGCAGGAAGAAAUAAAACUUUUCACAAAAGCUGGAACAAAAAUCUUAAGACUACUUCUAGGAAUGCUGGAAGAUCCUGAUGACAUUGAGGAGCAUGCUACCCUGUUGAAAGAUUUAACAAAUCUCUAUGCUUUACAAGAAGAGUUUGGUGAAUUUGUUCUGCUAAACAAUUUUUCCAAUGCUGACUAUAGAAAAGAUAUGCUGACCAGACAUGUGAGAAAGUUCUUUGAACAGAGAAACAAAAAUGAAAACGCAUCAGAAGGGGAUUGUAAGAUCAGCGACCCUGAUAGGAAAAGUUCUCUGAGGAAGUCAACCAACUUUACUCAUAUAUACAGGCUUGCAGAAGUGCUGGGGUUUUCAAAAGAAACACUGAGAGGGCAGAUUGCUCUGGCUGCUGCCACCAGGGGGGAUGUGACCACUGCUCUUGGUAUCUGCAGUGAGUUGUAUGAGCAGGCCCCCAGUGAGGAGACAGCUGAGGUGCUACUACAGGUGGGCCACACAGUAUGUAAGCUGUACACCAGUGAAGACUGGGUGAAGGAUCUACACACCUGCAAGGACCUCCCGUCCAGACUCCAUGAGCUGGCCAGGUGGGCACUGGUCAUCUGUCCUCCAGAUAUGAUAGCAGAUUGUUUGGAGCUUAGUAAGAACACUGCACUGAUGCUGACCUUGUACAGACAGUGUGAGAGUGGGGCCUAUGGAGAAAGAGUUCAGAGUGCUGGACAAGGUGACCACGACCAGUCUGGCCAGGACCUCUACAAGCAGUGGACAUUUGACCCUUUCUUUGAGGAGGAUGGACUUGUACUGGACUCGUCAGUCACACUCACCAUGGCUGCAGAGUAUGCCAUUACUUUACUACCAAAAGCUGAGCGUGGUAAAGCCCCUUACCUACAGCACAGGAUUCAAGGACAGGCAAAGAAAGCCUCUUCAAACUCAAAUGUAGAAAACACAGAAACUGUGCCAGGGGCAGACACUCCGUUAUAUAAGACCUUAAAUGCCACUGCCCUGGACUUGGUUCAGUAUUUGAGAGAGAACAGCCAGUUUGAGCUCGCCUUGAACAUAACUCAUCAGACCAUAGGCAGCGUGCUGCAGCAUCACUCUAUACAGACCAUGGGAUAUGAGGCUCAGGACCAGGCACUCAAGACAGCUCUUAAUGAAGACAAGAGAUUGGUGAUGAAAGCUGUGCAGAUUGGUCUGGUAACACAGAAGGAUCUGGUGUCCACCCUGUUCUGCAAGCUUUUCACAAAGAAGCAUGUUGACCAUAUCUUGGCUGUGGGCUACAUCUGCUCUCUGCAGAACAAGAAAAUUGCUAUGGAAAUGAUGACAAAAUUGACCCGCCAGGCAGGGCUGAAUUACAAGACUUUGCUGGCAAUUGCUACUGUAGGAAAAGACUAUGCUGUUCUUUCCAAGGAACCCAAAGUACUGUUGAAAUGUAAUGAAAUGGCUGCCAAUGCAAAAUGGGGACACAAGUUUUCUAAGUUUAAGAUAUCUUUCAAAGAAGCCUACGAAGGCAAAGGGGAGGAAAAGAGAAAAUUAAUUCCUCAGUUGGUCCACCAUGAACAGGUGGAGCUUGAACUAAUUGGAGAAUAUUGCAGAGCCUUUAACCUAGAUGAAAAUGAGGCAUUGUUUGAGUAUCUUGAAGCACUACUGUUGGGUAAAUCCCACCUAACAGUGAGUGCCCGCCACAGGAUGGCUACCAGAGUGAUAGAGGGCAUUACUGCCAAAGACAAGCUGUUACCUAAACUAAAUAGCAUUGUGUUACAGAUUGAUCCAUAUGCAUAUGAAGAGCUGGAUUACAUGCUGAUCAAAAUCAAUGAAUUGGAUUCCAGUGCCUAUGUGCAAAAGGGCCUAAAACUGCUAGAAUAUUUGUCCUUUUACGUAAGGUCUGCCCCUCCCUCGGAUUAUGAGAUCAACUACAAACAUAUCACUGAGGAUGAACAGCUGCUAGGUGGAGGCAGGGCCUUAGCACCACUGUCUGAGAAGAGGUUGCCCUUCCAUCCUCUUCUCAUGGGAGAACCCUGGAAAAUCAUAACCCCAGAACUGAAUGCAAGUACAGUUUCUCUUUGGCUGCCUAUCACACAGCUACUCAAGUUGAACACAGAUCAGGUAUACUUAACCACCAUACAGAACAUCAUUAAGAAGCAUGUGGAAGGCAAGAAAGCCAAGGAGACACUGGACAAGAGUAAAUGUAGCUGGAAUCCAGACACUGAUGUGGACCUGAAGUUAUUUGACAGUGUGAGGAAGCUGCUGCUCAAUGUAUCUCACUGUGAGAUGGCAGUAGCUUGUGGUAGAUGGGUGGUGCAGGAACUGCCCAUGGGUGCUGAAAAAGUGGUAGCUCUGAAGUUCUGUGCUAUGUUGGCACAGAAAUGGUUAGAGGUGUGUCCUCAAGAGGGUCCAGAAAAGGUCAGAGCCCAGGAAGCAUACAGCAAGUUCUCCCAGAUGUGGUGUCGCUUGGCCACAGAACAGGUGCUUUACCAGAACAGACUGGCAGAGGAAGAGCUGCUUAGCCUGGCCCCACGGCCCACCAAACUGAUCAUGAAGCUGUAUGACCACCCUAGCAUACUACAGAGAAUGGAACCUGGAGCACCCAGCAGUUUACCUGACAUCCACAAAAUAGCAGACAGUGUUGCAGAGGUGAAUAAAGUCAAUGUUUCCAAGAUCCGUCUGACUCUGGUAGAAAAAUGGAUGCCCUCUGCAUCUCAAGCAAAACAAGAGGAAGAAGACACUGUUGUUCCAAUUUCUUGGGUGACCUACCUGUUGCAGCAUGGGCUACUGGAAACCAAUGCAUUGUUCUUGUUGAACUGUGCUUUUAAGGAGACAUCAAACAAAAUCAACCACAUGAGCCGCAUUCGAGCCCUCAGAUGCCUGCUUCAGCUGGUGGACAUGCCAACCAUUGAGAGACUGUCUGGCAAGAAAGAAGAAGAAAUUAAAGGUUACCUGCACACCUUGCUGUACCUGGUAGAGCUGGAGAAACUCCAUGUACCACACACAAGAGAGUCAUUUGAAAGCUGCAACAAGGAAGGCCUUGUACGCGGACUGUGGAGAAAUCACAGCCAUGAAAAGAAGGCUGUCCGUUUAAUUGUUGACUUGUGCCUCGACUUUGAAAUAUUUGAAGUUCAACUGUGGAAUAGUGUUUUGCAACAAUUGCUUGCCUUUGGAAUGAUGGAGUACCUGUGCCAUGUGCUGGUGUGUCUGUCAGGGGUGCCAGAGCUGUGGCAAGUCAGCUGCAUUCAGAAGAUGUGGAAAAGUGUCCUCUUUGCUCCUUUAAGUUCAGCUGUUCCACCACUCUCAUAUUCUCAACAAGAAGAAUGUGCCCAGUCCCUGAUUCUUUUGCACAGAUGUCCAGUGCUCUUGGACAUGGACUUGCAGGGCCUGUGUAAGCAGUAUGUUAGGUUAGAGAUGCAGGCCUGUGCACUGGCUUGCCUGCUUAUGAUACCUGCAGCCAAGAGCAGACAGGAGCUGAUUGAGAUAUCGUUGAAGCCAUGUUUUUGA
Messenger RNA from Lingula anatina, 5778 nucleotides. Its product is annotated as kinetochore-associated protein 1-like. Lineage: Eukaryota; Metazoa; Brachiopoda; Lingulata; Lingulida; Lingulidae. The record is from RefSeq and is a predicted model, not a curated record. Gene Ontology annotation, molecular function: small GTPase binding. Gene Ontology annotation, biological process: mitotic sister chromatid segregation; mitotic spindle assembly checkpoint signaling; protein localization to kinetochore involved in kinetochore assembly. Gene Ontology annotation, cellular component: cytoplasm; kinetochore microtubule; RZZ complex.